AUGGUCAAUUUGAAAAUACUGGAUUAUAUUUGUUGUUGUUUUGUUUCUCAUGCUGAUGAGAGAAGUGAAUUACCUUUCAGCCAAUUGUCAAAUCCUUCUCCGAAUACAGCCUCACAUUCGGACGUUUUGGAUACAGCAACAGAUGAUACAUGUGAGAGUUCGGAAAUGGUUAUUGGAUUGUCCCAGGAACAAUUCCAAACCAUGAUUGAUCAUAUCAAAAAUCAAAUGGACUUUGAUGAUGACAAGUCAAGUUAUAUUCUUGAAUAUUUAACGUCGAACAACGUUUGCAUUGAUACAGAGCAAGCACUGGCGUUUAUUGAGGCCAUACAUUUUUCAAAUGCGAAAAUUGUGUUCAUUGAGCAAUUAUUGCCUUAUAUUGUUGACUUAAAAUCUGGAAAGAAGAAACUCGUGAGCACCAUUGGGUUUUACAAUGACAAAAUCAAAGUCAAAAAGCUCAUUAGUGAACAUUUGAAACAACGAAAGUUGAAUGGAACGUUUAUGAAACCAUCAACAUCAACUGUAAAUCAACCAAGAACAAACUCAAAUUAUAGACCCAUUGGAAAUGACUCUACAGAGUUGGAUAGCUUUUCUAAUGGCAAACCUAAACAGAUAUCAGGUAGAAGCACGCCAAAUUACCAAAAUAGUGGCAACAACACGUCCUCUGAAUACUACACCACGAGAAAGUAA
Molecule: messenger RNA, 687 nt
Organism: Naegleria lovaniensis
Lineage: Eukaryota; Heterolobosea; Eutetramitea; Acrasida; Naegleriidae
Exons: 1
Coding region: 1-687 (228 amino acids)
Source: RefSeq, a predicted model, not a curated record